AUGACGACAACGACCACUCAAGUAUUUAUUGAAAUAUCAUCCGAUGACGAUGUUUUUGACACUUCCGCUUCUAAUAUUAAAAAAAGUGACGAGAGACAAAUAAAAGCAUACAAAUCAGUGGCAGAAAAAAAUAAAUGGCACAAUGCUGACGGAAGUCUAUUGCCAGUUAGUGCGGAAAACCUUUGCAAAUUUAUCUCUUUAAAAUCACACACGAAUUCAUUACAAAGUAUUCGCUGGUAUAUCUAUGGCAUUGCUAAGUAUCAGGAAGAAGCUGGGAUAAGCGGUGGAAAUGAUCUUAAAAAACAUCCCGACGUUAAACGACUUUUACAAAAAAUAACUCAAGAAUAUAAAAUCAAACAAAAAGAAUUGGGAAUUGAUCCAAAGAAGAUUAAAAAAGAAAGGCAAAAAUCAAAAAUUCAAACAAAACUGUCAUUUAAUCCAAUAAAUGGUUUAUCUUCUUCACCGUCAACUUCUUUUCUCGUUAAUCAUCAACAAAAUCAACAACAAUUGUCCUCUCCUACUACGUCAACAAAAAAGAAACAACGUUCUAAACAAUUAUUGAAAAGUAUCAAUGCGAUUGAUUCAUUAAGCACAAUGACCGAAUUAAAUCCUCAAAUUAUAAUUGAGAAUAAUGAGCUUGAAUUACAACAGCUAAAUGAUCACACGAAUAAAAGACUUGAUCUUUCUAAAGAGGAGUUUCCGUCACGUGCACUUCUAAUGUAUUUAGAAUGUUGGACUGGUAAGCACACACUAUUCAAUAAUCUAUACGCUCAAUCUCUUAUAGUAAUCAAUGUUAUUGUAGAAACGGAUGAGGAAGAAUUUCUUAAAUAUGAAAGGGAAAAUACAAAGCAUCCUCUAUUGUUAUCUCAAUUUCAUGGCAUUUGGUUGCGUAGAAUUAGUGAUUGUCUCGAGGACGAAAAUUUUCUUAAUCAAAUGUCCCUUCAAGUCGAUACAGAUCAAAAUACACUAAAGCGUCCACCGCUGAUGAACAGUUCAAUUCAAAGAUCAGAAAAUGGAAUUCCCACUUUAUCGAAAAAAUCGAUCAAAAAACGUCGACGAAGAAAUUCCGAUACGAAUAAUUCUGAACAAUUGUCUCUCAAAAAGCAAAAGCAGAAGCGACAAUCACGUGCUAAUCCUCUUCAACAUCCACCGAAUGGUGCAAGCGAACUCAAUAAACCAGGCCUAUUGUUAGGCUCGAAUCAAGCUUCGCUUGAUUUUUUGCAUUCAAAUUACAAUAACUUAUGUGCCGGACACCCUAAAGGAUGCUUGAAUAUAGGUGACAAUCAACAUUUGCCCGUCUCUGAUGAAAUUAUCCAAUAUUGGAAAUCGAAUUCGGCUUCUGAUCAAACCCGUGAACUGCAAGAAAGAUCGGAGGCGAUUGCUU
Messenger RNA from Ambispora leptoticha, 1384 nucleotides. The record is from the annotation of a GenBank genome assembly. NCBI's taxonomy places the organism in Eukaryota, Fungi, Glomeromycota, Glomeromycetes, Archaeosporales, Ambisporaceae.